AAAAUCAGUGGAGAGUGGAGACUACAUUUCAGUUCACUACAAUAGAUAGUGUAAAAAGUAUCGGCAAUUCGGCAAAGAUUGUGGCUAACAUUAACAAUAUGAUUAUAUGAUAUACACCCAUCAAAUCAUCAAUGACAUCAAGAAAUUCUACUUCAUUUAGGGCAUCUGGGCAACGUUCCAUUCCUUCCACCUUCCUUUCUCGCCCUAAUUAUUCAUGUUUCACAAGUAAUUCAAAUGCUUCUGGUGUAACUUCAGACAAAAACAAGGGUCAUUCGAAUGUCUCUCUUUCUUCUUUCCUCAAUCGUAAAUUGCAUAAAACUUCUGUUCUUCCUAUUAACAAGGAUAACAAGAAAUACUCGGUAGUUGAAAAGGAGAGUUCUUCUUUGGCAGUGGAGUGUAAUCCCCAAAAUGAGUCAAGUGCUGGAGUUGAGCAAUGUGGUUUUGAAGGACCUCGUGAUGGAGGAGCGUGUGUGAUUGAAGAUUCCGUGUUUAAGCUGUUUAAUGAUUCAGGAGGGAGAGUCAGAAAGAGGUCUUCUGACUGCAUAACUGGAGCAUCAAGGCUUGAAGGUGAUUCAAAGCAGCAGAGUCAAAAGCAUUUGUUAGUUCUUGGAGAUGACCCAAAACCGAAGAGAAGAGCACAUGAAAGAGUUUCAUGUAGCUAUAAGGAACCAAGGCCUCUAUACAACCAUUAUGAAAGUGGAACUGGUUGGUGGGAACCUGAGAGAGAAGGUGUUGACAGUGAUGAAGUUGGGAGCGCAGAAGUAUGGGAAGGCAUGGGUUCGACAACACUAGGAGGGCUUGAUUGGCACGGAUAAGUUAAGCAUGUUUAACCAUCUUUAGCUAGUUAUGAACCGUCAUAACUGAGGACUCUGUCCACACUUUCUUAUGGUUAUGAUAAGAAUUUACUCUGUAUUGAGAGAUUAAGCAAUGUUAGUGCUCUAUGGAUGAAGACUUAUACCAAAUUCUACAUCUAAGUUGAAUUUCUAA
Beta vulgaris subsp. vulgaris (sugar beet) is the source of this 987-nucleotide messenger RNA. RefSeq lists its product as hypothetical. The transcript is spliced from 5 exons. The record is from RefSeq and is a predicted model, not a curated record. The coding region runs from base 132 to 815 and encodes 227 amino acids. NCBI's taxonomy places the organism in Eukaryota, Viridiplantae, Streptophyta, Magnoliopsida, Caryophyllales, Amaranthaceae.